Nilaparvata lugens (brown planthopper) is the source of this 2840-nucleotide messenger RNA. Its product is annotated as atrial natriuretic peptide-converting enzyme. The record is from RefSeq and is a predicted model, not a curated record. Bases 97 to 2658 code for a protein of 853 amino acids. Lineage: Eukaryota; Metazoa; Arthropoda; Insecta; Hemiptera; Delphacidae. Gene Ontology annotation, molecular function: serine-type endopeptidase activity; protein binding. Gene Ontology annotation, cellular component: membrane. Gene Ontology annotation, biological process: proteolysis. The transcript is spliced from 17 exons.
CCAACAUCCCACAUCCUCGACCUGCCAGCUGCCUGCCGUAGGCCCUACUUCCGACAUGUGCGUCCUCAUCUUGCCAAGAUGUGAGGAGCCGCCACAAUGGCAGGCAGUGAUGCCAGCACCCCAACUCGCCGGCAUAGCAGUGUCACCAACACAAGCGCAAACGCAGACUACAGCUACACUGCUCACUGGAUUCAUCAAACCGCAAGACAAAGCCGAGCCUCGAGCCUGGCAUUGCCCGGCCUAUCGCUGCCCUGUCGCGAGGGUGAGGGAUCACUGCUCGACAUUCUCAUGCGGCCGCACCAUGCAAGACAAUCGACUCCACCCCCGCCACCACUUAGAACCAAGUACCGAGAGCAGCACCCUUGCCCUCCUCCACUGCCUGCCGAGUAUCAGCAAUCAACUGACAAGCGACUGUCACCAGCCGACCUUCCGCCACCGGUGCCGAUAAGACAGACGCCGCCUCCGCCCCCGGAACGAAUGUUGCCGCCGCCGACGACGCGGCCACCGCCGCCCCCCGUCCAGCCACGCACCCGCAUUGGGCCUCCCUUCAGCCCCCGCCCCGCCUCCAAGCCACCCGAGCAGCCCCCAAGCAUCCAUCAACAGCAGGGCGCAUGCAACAAGUCGACGGCGCUGGCUCAGCUGUGCAAAGCGCCCCCGCCGCCCCCCAUCACCGAUGACGUCAUCACCGGUAGCAAGGUAUCGGUGCGCCAAGACUCUAACCAGUCGUCGGACAGCUUCAGCCAGAACUCGUCACCGAGCUACACGAGCAAGAGCAUGGAGACACCGCUGCUGGGUGGGAGCCGUGCCUUGGGCGGACGCCGCAAGGGUUGCCGCCCCGAGCCCAUCAACUGCACCUAUAGCGGCGGCUCAGAGCUGCGCGUCACCGACUCCAAUGGUGAUGUCAGCGUCAGCUCACCGCUAACCAAGAGUCACUCCACUCCCGCCAGUCUACAGACAAUCGUUCGCUUUCACCAGGUGCCCGGAAACAACAUGUCCUUCCACAAUAAGAUAAUUCGUGAUAUCCGGCGACCUUCAAAUCAUUAUAUUACAAGGGGUCGACUACGCUUCCAGUUUUGCCAAGUUUUACUAAAUGCUAUAGCACUGUUGAUUAUUGCAAUAGGAUUGGCUGCUUAUUUCAGAGCUUAUCCAUCAGGAGUUCGAUAUGCCAACAAAACGGAACCAAUAAUAGAUAUGAUACCAUCGGAGGUAUCUAAUCCUGCUCCUGGAAUAUGCUUACCUGUGAUUGUGACAUUCUGUCAACAACACCGUGUUCCAUACAACUUUACAAUGUUCCCCAACUACAUUGGCCAUUUCACUCAAAGAGAUGCAGCUCAGGAGCUGGAAGUAUACGAUGCUCUGGUGGAUGUUCGAUGCUACGAGCUGGCUGCUCUGUUCCUCUGUUCAGUUUUUGUGCCAAAGUGUGGUCCAGCCGGUCAGCUGGUUCGACCAUGCAAGAGUUUAUGCAUCGAGACUAAAAGAAGAUGCGGUUUUUUUCUGGAUGUAUUCGGGCUGACACUGCCGGACUACUUGGUUUGCGACUUGUUUCCCGAAUCACCGGAUCCGGAUGACUGUGUCGGCAACAAGGAAGUCAAUCAAGCUAAGCUCAGAGCAAAUAAGCCAGAGUGCGAUAAGGGUUUCAAAUGUGAUAAGCAUCGGUGCAUACCGGCUGACUGGCAGUGCGAUGGCUAUGUGGACUGUGAGGACCAAACUGAUGAGCUCAAGUGCAGCCAGUGUCCUGGGGGCAUGAUUCAUUGUGGAGGAAAUAAGUGUAUUGCUCAGUCGCACAUGUGCGAUGGUGUAAACGACUGUCCGUGGGGCCAAGAUGAACGUAACUGUAUUCGUUUGAGUGAUAAAAUGGGAAAUGAAGGAAAAGGUAAAGUGGAGUUAUUUCAGCCGGAGCUUCAAAGUUGGAGACCAGCAUGUUUUUUCAGCUCCCUGCAGCAUACAUCCAUAUCUAAAAGCAUCUGUACGCUCUUGGGUUACAAAACGAUGAACUCAAGUAGCCUAGUGAGGAAAAACUCACAUUCGCUGCCUCUGCAUGCGCCAAAAGUGACGCAGAACACGAUGGCUCGCCUCUACCAUCACAAGACCAAAAUCAAUGUGCUGCGAGAGCUGAAGACAUGUCCAACAGGAGACUCCUAUCCCACUCUUGAUCUCCACUGCUCUCAAUUUGCAUGUGGCACAAGAUGGACGCAGAACGAAGCGAGGGCGCGCAUUGUGGGUGGCUUCCGAUCGAUUCCUGGUGAUUGGCCGUUCCUGGCUGCAUUGCUUGGUGGCCCCGAACAGGUGUUCUACUGUGCAGGAGUCCUCAUAGCUGAUCAGUGGGUGUUGACCGCUUCACACUGUGUUGGCAAUUUCAGUCAAGGCAACCCAUCAGGCUGGACCAUUCAGCUGGGCAUUACUAGGAGACAUGCACAUUCCUAUUUCGGGCAAAAAAUGAAGGUGAAGCGAGUCAUACCUCACCCACAGUACAACACGGGCAUCGCUCAUGACAACGACAUUGCGCUUUUCCAGUUGCAGUCUCCCGUGGCAUUCCACGACCACCUGCUGCCCGUUUGCCUCCCUCCAGACGACUACCACUUGAAGCCUGGCAUGCUCUGCACUGUCAUUGGCUGGGGUAAACGCGAGGACUCUGAAGGUUCGUAUUCAUUUAUCUGAUAAUCUACAUCAUUAAUUUUUGACCGAGCGUAGUGAGGUCUACGUUUUAAUUUGACCGGAUUUGCUUGUUUAUUAAUUUAUGUCACGCAAUUUCGUUCGAACGCGUGAAAAGAUUCAUGAGAUUUGGCAGUAGUUCUCGUUUCUGAAUUAUGCAUCGAAGUAUGUGUAGCCCAGUCACUAAA